CGAUUGUCUUUCCAAUUGGGUAUCCACAUAUUGGUAAUAGUGAUACAUCGUUAUUUCGGGAACCGCUUUUGCAGAACUCUAGCAUAAAUAGUUCCGCACGCAGGUCCGAGUCGCAUGAAGUCAUACAUGAACGGCUCGAACCACUUCUCUGCUCGGUGCACACAGCAAGGAUAUAAAAGCAACUAUCCGGUUCUGGAGCGCCACGCUGCCAGCGCUCUUCUCACAAAUAUCCCUAGACGCGAUAACUCAUCCGGCUCAUCGCGCAAUCGCUGAUUGCAUGACAGCCCUGGUCUGGGACACCGCCUCUGGCUUCUCGCAGAGUCAACCGGUCUCCGUCAUAUGAACGAGCAUGUAUUUUCCCGGAUCCGGGCCCAGACGUCAUCGAGCCUGCGGGCACAAACGGGCUUUGGCUAAAUGAAAACACGCAUGGAGCAAGGGACUCAUCCCCAGGGUAAAGCCGGAUUUGGGGCAACAAACUCGACUGAAUUAGUUUCACUAGUUCUCGACCUCCGCACCCCUUGGACACCUCUGCCGUUACUAUUCAGCCACUGGCCACCGCUUCCCACCUUAUCCCGCUUUCUGCACCAGCCCAAAGUUCCACCCCUGCAGCGAAGCGUCGCACCUCAAAGGACCAAACCAGAGCUGGGUGCCACAAAGCUCCGUCAACCUCACCACUACCGCACAGAACCGCAACUGCGACCAACAAAGCGGUUUAAGUCCCACUCCCGCAAAUCCUUCAGCCGCAGUACAGCUUCGCACCGGCCACGCGUUCAUCGGACAGUUCUACAAACGCUUCCUAUUCUCGAAUGUCCCAAGCAGGAACACCACCGAAACUUGCUCCCAGACGAUGAAGGUAAACUGAUCCUUGCCGACCUCCUGGUGGACGAGAAAGGAAUAGAGAGGGUCGCAGGAUUUCUGUCAGCGAGUGGAGCAUACGAGAAAGAGAGAAGGACAGAAUAGACACCGCUGGAAGGCGGAACCCAUCC
Messenger RNA from Cantharellus anzutake, 986 nucleotides. RefSeq lists its product as uncharacterized. The transcript has 4 exons. Lineage: Eukaryota; Fungi; Basidiomycota; Agaricomycetes; Cantharellales; Hydnaceae. The coding region runs from base 415 to 960 and encodes 181 amino acids. The record is from RefSeq and is a predicted model, not a curated record.